Clunio marinus is the source of this 3868-nucleotide messenger RNA. The record is from the annotation of a GenBank genome assembly. Lineage: Eukaryota; Metazoa; Arthropoda; Insecta; Diptera; Chironomidae.
AUGGCUUUGCAAAUGUUUACAAUGUCCCGGAAAUUAACUUCUGAUAUCAACGAGACGAUCACUAGAUAUCUAAAUAUUAUCAUAAAUAUUCUGAAUGAAUUAGGCAUUGCUGGUCUUUUUACCGUAUUUUCAAGCUUCAUCUUCACAUCAAGUAUCAUGAAUUUUUUGGAGAGCGAUAUUAGCGAUUUAAAAGAUGCGCUUUUCUUCUUCUUACUGUUAAUUGAUUUAUCAAAAGCUGGAAUCUUAGCAAAACUUGCCUUAAGUGGAUCAAAUUCAGAUGAAGUAACACAAAAUAUAGCACGUGGAAUGGAAAUUCUCGGACCAGCAAUUUCAUUGGACACUUUAGUUGAAGCUUUAGUGAUUGGUGUUGGAACACUUUCAGGCGUUCAACGUUUAGAAGUAUUGAGUGGAUUUGCAGUCAUUUCUGUCAUCGUCAAUUAUGUUGUCUUCAUGACAUUUUAUCCAGCGUGUUUAUCAUUGACUUUAGAUUUGUCACGUAAUUGCAGUAGCUCAAAUGUUGCAACACCAACAGAAAUUGUUGAACGAUCAAAUGAAAAGCACAAGAUUCGUGAUCCAUCGCUUAUCCGUGCAUUGAGUGAAGAAGAUCAAAAGCAAAAUCCAAUUGUUCAACGUGUUAAAUUGAUAAUGUCAAGUGGAUUAAUGAUUGUGCAUGCACACAGUCGUUUAACAUUCUCUGAUAAUGAUGACGUUGAAGAUGCUGGAACUGUUGUUAAUGUAAACGCUGGCACAGACGCAAAGAACCUUAAUAUGACCCCGCAAAUGAACAAAACUGAAUCAUCUGAUAUUUCCGAUUACAUCAUGCGAUGGCUUUCAAUCAGCACUGAGCAGAUUUUCAUUCUCAUACUUUUGCUCGCCCUCUGUAUCAAGUUCAUCUUCUUUGAUCGUGAUGACCUUACCAACCAACUUCAACGUGAUUUAGCGCGACAAAUGGAAGAAGAAGAAAGGCGGAAACGUGAGAAACAACUUGAAGAAGUUUCAAAGACACAAACAACAAAAUCACGUGAAGAAUCACCUCCAAGACGUCGUGCGAUGUUCUCGAUAAGCGAAGAGGAGCCAUUGACAAGAGAAAUUGAAGUUCAAACUGAUUUAACAGCUUUCGAUGUCUUUGGUGACUCUGAUGAAGAUAAUCCUGAAUUUAUUGAAUCAGCUUUGGUGCCAGUUCGACCUCCACGAUCAAUCGAGGAAUGUGUUAAGAUUAUGAUGUCAGAUGAAGGUGCAAAAUCACUUACCGAUGAAGAAUUAAUAAUGUUGGUUAAUGCUGGGGGAAAUUAUAUGCCACUUCAUAAAAUUGAAACAAUUGUUGAAGAUUCUGAACGUGGCGUUAAAAUUCGACGUCAAAUCAUUGCAAGUCGUUUAGGAUACAAAAGUUCAAAUGAUAUUUUCGGGACAUUAAGUUAUCGUCAAUAUGAUUAUAGUAAAGUGUUGAAUGCUUGUUGCGAGAAUGUUUUAGGAUUUGUUGAAAUUCCUGUUGGUUAUGCUGGGCCAUUAACCCUUGAUGGAAAGAAAUAUUUCGUUCCAAUGGCAACAACUGAAGGUGCUUUAGUUGCAUCAACAAACAGAGGAUGUAAAGCGCUCUCGUAUUAUGGUGUAAGAAGUGUUGUUGAAGAUGUUGGAAUGACGCGUGCUCCAUGUGUGAAAUUCCCCGAUGUUGUUAGUGCAGCACAAGCAAAAAGAUGGAUGGAAACUGCCGAGAAUUUUCAGACUAUUAAACAAGCCUUCGAUUCAACGAGUCGUUUUGCACGAUUACAAGAACUUUUAAUUGCUAUGGAUGGACCUCAACUUUAUGUUCGAUUCCGUGCUUUCACUGGUGAUGCAAUGGGAAUGAAUAUGGUUUCAAAGGGAGCUGAGAAAGCGCUACGAAUUGUUCAACAUGCCUUCCCAGAAAUGCAAAUUAUCAGUCUAAGUGGUAAUUUCUGUUCAGAUAAGAAACCAGCAGCAAUCAAUUGGAUUAAGGGACGAGGCAAGCGUGUUGUGUGCGAGGCGAGAAUCAGCGAAGAUGUUUUAAGAAAUUUGUUGAAAACAGAUGCGAAGACUUUAGUUCAGUGUAACAAGCUCAAAAAUAUGGCAGGUUCUGCAAUGGCUGGAAGCAUAGGUGGUAAUAAUGCUCAUGCUGCUAAUAUGGUGACUGCGAUUUUCAUAGCGACGGGACAAGAUCCAGCUCAAAAUAUUACCAGCAGUAAUUGUUCAACAAAUAUGGAACUUCAUGGAGAGAAUCCCAACGAUUUAUACAUGACAUGUACAAUGCCUUCACUUGAAGUUGGAACAGUUGGUGGUGGAACGGUUUUACCUGGACAAAGUGCCUGUUUAGAUGUUCUUGGAGUUCGUGGUGCCCACCAAACACAUCCAGCCGAAAACAGUAAGCAAUUGGCUCGUGUCAUUUGUGCAACUGUCAUGGCUGGUGAAAUAUCGCUGAUGGCAGCAUUAGUCAAUAGUGAUCUAGUCAAAAGUCACAUGAAACAUAACAGAUCUUCCGUUGUUGUCAAUCCAGCACUGGCUACAUCAAAUAGAGCAUCAACAACAUCUAUGCCAAAAAUGUAGCAUAAAAUAUUACAACGAAGGCACUUAAAAAAUAUGUCAACAUCGUUUCCUUAAUGUCAAUUGAAAGAUCCCUAAAAAGGCAUCAAAACAAACGGUUUAAUGUACUUUUAAUAAUAAAUACUACCUACAUCAAAUCAAACGCAUCAUGAAAGUGAACUUCAAAGAAGGAAGAAAGCAACACAACUAAAGUUAAACUUCAUCUUGAUUAUUUUCUUUUAAUCUUCUGUUUAUGUAGCUGAUAAGAUCAAAAAACAAAUCAUCUUUUUUUUCUUAACUUUAAAUCUACUUAAAUAUGUGAACGAAUGUGAUGGGACGAGGGCAACUUUUUAUAAAAAUGAGUGCAUGUUGAUUUUCUGUUGGUUCAAACUACAAAGUUUGAUGAAGCUUACAAGCUUUCGCUUUGAUGUUGCGCUUUUUUUAUUUAAUGUUAUAGUUGCGACAUCAUUUAACGUCAGCGUUAAUUCAUCAUCACAGUAUUUUUGCAUUGUUGAUGUAUUGGAAAUUUUUAUAGAAAAGAGAAAUUGUUAAUUGUCUCCUUGAUUGUUUAACAUUUUAAAAUUGAAUUGAAUAGUUUUCGAAACAUGAAAAGAUUUCGAAUGUAGUAAAUUCUAAAUUUAAAAUGAUAAAUUAUCGCUUCCAAGAAGGAAUGAAAAAGUUUAAGAUUAGAUUGCAAAUUACGACGUCGUUAUUUGUAAAAAAGAUAUUUUUGAGACAAUUUGUUUUAAAUAGGCUUUAGAUGAAAAAUUAACAUUCUUUAUUUAAUUUUUUUUAAACAAAUCCCCCUUGAUUAACAUGAGAAAAAUGCAAAGCUGUCAAGAACAGAUUUAAAUUUAUUUGUAAUUUUAAUUAAGUUCCUUAGCUGGAAUAAAACAAAAUUGGAAUUUUAUAAUGAAAAAAAAAAUUGUUUUUUUGUUGACUUGCAGUUCGUUUAUUUCCGAUGAAAUUCAACUCUGAAUUUGAAUAAAAACCCUUAAGGAAAACUCAUUCCAUAAAAUUCAUCACUCGCUUGCUAUUCUUUUAACGGCAGGCUCAACAUCUUGGCUGGAUUCGUUUGUCUUGUCUUCCUCUGCUUCUGCUUCUUCUGGUAGUGGUGUUCGGUUUUUCUCUUCACGAAUUCUUGAACUUAAUGCUUGUUGCAAAUGACUCAUGUCAUCAACACGUCCCAUAACGAGAUAAAUUUUAAUGACGCCAUUCGUAUCAAACGCAGUUAAUCGCAGACUCUUUUGGCUUGGCUGUUCACAGAUCUGGUCGCACCAUACUUUUGUGUUCAACAAUACACGAAGACUCCCUGAUGCUCUGAAUACAACUC